Messenger RNA from Acanthisitta chloris (rifleman), 3936 nucleotides. It is a transcript of the gene SBNO2, whose product is annotated as strawberry notch homolog 2 (Drosophila). Gene Ontology annotation, molecular function: chromatin DNA binding; histone binding. The record is from RefSeq and is a predicted model, not a curated record. NCBI's taxonomy places the organism in Eukaryota, Metazoa, Chordata, Aves, Passeriformes, Acanthisittidae. Gene Ontology annotation, biological process: regulation of DNA-templated transcription. Gene Ontology annotation, cellular component: nucleus. The transcript has 31 exons. The annotation marks the transcript as partial.
AUGGAUGGGGGGAACAGCUUCCCGCAGCACCAGCAGCCGAGCGCCGUCCUCUGUGCUGGUCCAGGCCUCUGCUGCCCUAACUGUUCUGCUCUCUCCUUGCAGAAUUCCAUGCUGGCCACCAACUCAUGGAGCAGCUGCUACCCUGCCUCGUUCCCCACCUCGUCUUUCCCAAGUGAAAACCAGCAAUAUUUGAACACCCCUCAGGAUUUUUAUACGGAUUCCAUCAGCAGAUCCAAUUUCUUGGAUACAAACUAUGCAACUGUGGACCCCAAUGAGGGUUUUCCUCAGGAUUCUUCAUACCUCGAUGAGCUCCCCAACAACAGCUCCCUCUUCUCGUCGCCCGCGGAUUCCCUCUCGGACAUCGCGGACCCCAAGGAUUUCCUGCCUGCUGACAGCCUGAACCACGUGCCAACGCUAUGGGAUGUGAACACACCGCAGCAGAACCAGAUCGAGCUAUUCUCAUCCAGCACACCGUUCCCAGGCCUGAACAGCUCCAAUGACCAUGUUUCUGCCAUCCCCAACACCCCUCUCCUCAUCAGCUACCAGUCUCAGACUCCUGCAGAGGAGGAGGAUGAAGCAGAGGAGGAAGAAACAGAAGAGUUGGGGCAAACGGAGACCUAUGCAGAAUACAUCCCUUCAAAGUCCAAGAUUGGGAAGCACCACCCUGACCUGGUGGUAGAGACGAGCACCCUGUCCAGUGUCCCCCCACCUGACAUCACCUACAGCCUCUCCCUGCCGAGCUCCGUGGCCGACAGAGGCUCACUCUCUGCACUACAGCUGGAAGCCAUCAUCUAUGCCUGCCAGCAACAUGAAGUUUUAUUGCCCAAUGGGCAGCGAGCUGGGUUCCUCAUCGGGGACGGCGCUGGAGUUGGGAAGGGCAGGACUGUUGCAGGCAUCAUCUUUGAAAAUUAUCUCAAAGGGAGGAAAAAAGCUCUGUGGUUCAGCGUCUCCAACGAUCUCAAGUAUGAUGCUGAGAGAGACCUGAAGGACAUCGAGGCCUCCCACAUUCCUGUGCAUGCCCUGAACAAGAUUAAAUACGGUGACACAGCUACCUCAGAAGGAGUUCUCUUCGCCACCUACUCCGCGCUGAUCGGCGAAAGCCAGGCGGGAGGACAGCACAGGACGCGCCUGAAGCAGAUCUUGGACUGGUGCAGGGAAAACUUUGAUGGAGUUAUCGUGUUUGAUGAGUGCCACAAAGCCAAAAACGCCAGCUCUACCAAAAUGGGCAAAGCAGUGCUGGACCUGCAGAACAAACUGCCUCGAGCAAGGGUUGUCUAUGCCAGUGCCACAGGUGCCUCGGAGCCAAAAAACAUGAUCUACAUGAGCCGCCUGGGGAUCUGGGGGGAGGGCACUCCGUUCCGAGCCUUCGAUGAGUUUCUGCAUGCCAUCGAGAAGAGGGGAGUCGGUGCCAUGGAGAUCGUGGCGAUGGACAUGAAAGUCAGUGGGAUGUACAUUGCUCGGCAGCUCAGCUUCAGCGGGGUGACCUUCAGGAUCGAGGAGAUCCCUCUGGACGAGCAGUACAAGGCUGUCUAUGACAAGGCAGCCAAGCUGUGGGCAGAGGCCCUGAUGGUGUUCCAGCAGGCAGCCGACUGGAUCGGCCUGGAGUCUCGGAAGUCUCUGUGGGGUCAGUUCUGGUCGGCUCACCAGCGCUUCUUCAAGUACCUGUGCAUCGCGGCCAAGGUGCGGCGGCUGGUGGAGCUGGCCCGGGAGGAGCUGGCCAGGGACAAGUGCAUUGUCAUCGGGCUGCAGUCCACGGGGGAGGCUCGCACCAGGGAGGUCCUAGAUGAGAACGACGGGCACCUCAACUGCUUUGUCUCUGCUGCAGAAGGCGUCUUUCUAUCACUAAUUCAGAAGCACUUUCCUUCAACCAAAAGAAAGAGAGACAAAGGAACUGGCAUUAAAAGAAAACGGAGGCCGAGGGGUCGCUGCCCCAAGGCUCUGAGGGGCCUCUGUGACCCCGUGGGGGUCAUCAAGAUCAGCGAUGACAGCAGCACCGACUCCGACAUGGGGCUCGACAGUGACUUCAACUCCUCCCCCGAGUCUCUGUUUGAGACGGACGAUGUCAUCUUCGUGGACAUGCACAAUGGCUGCGCCGAGGACAGGGGUAAUUUCCACCUGCUGCCUUCCCAGAAAGAGCUGCACAGCCUGAAAGAGCUGGAACACGUGGAGAAGAUGAAGCAAGACCUCCUAGCAAAAGUGAAAGCACUGGGCAAAGAGCUACCUCUCAACACCUUGGAUGAACUGAUCGAUCACUUUGGGGGCCCGGAGAAUGUGGCUGAGAUGACGGGGCGCAAGGGCCGUGUGGUGCGCAGACCCGACGGCGCCGUCGUCUUUGAGUCCCGCGCCGAGCAGGGGCUAUCCAUAGAGCACGUCAACCUCAAGGAGAAGGAGCGUUUCAUGAAGGGGGAGAAGCUCGUAGCGAUAAUCUCAGAGGCCUCCAGCUCAGGGAUCUCCCUCCAAGCAGACAGACGGGUGAAAAACCAGAGGCGCCGUGUCCACAUGACCCUGGAGCUGCCCUGGAGCGCUGACCGAGCCAUCCAGCAGUUUGGCCGAACGCACAGAUCCAACCAGGUCUCUGCUCCGGAGUACGUGUUCCUCAUCUCGGAGCUGGCAGGGGAGAGGAGGUUUGCAUCCAUCGUGGCGAAGCGCCUGGAGAGCCUGGGUGCCUUAACUCACGGGGACCGAAGGGCCACGGAGACUCGGGACCUGAGCAAGUACAACUUCGAGAACAAGUAUGGGGCCAAAGCCCUGGACAGGGUCCUGUCCACGAUCCUCAGCCACACAGAGAACAGGGUUCCUGUGCCCAAGAGCUACGAGGGAGGGGAGGCUGCCUUUUUCCAUGAAAUGAAGCAGGGUCUCAUCUCUGUGGGGGUCUGCUGCAGUCAGAUGAAGUACGGCACUGUCUUGGUGGAGAAGGACUGUUCCAUCACCAAGUUCCUGAACCGCAUCCUGGGCCUGGAGGUGGACAAGCAGAACAUGCUCUUCCAGUAUUUUUCUGACACCUUUGACUACCUGAUUGAGCAGGACAAGAAGGAGGGCAAAUACGACAUGGGCAUUCUGGAUUUAGCCCCAGGAGUGGAUGAGAUCUACGAGGAGAGCAAGGAGGUUUUCCUGACCCCAGGGCACCCGCAGGACGGGCAGGUCGUGUUCUACAAGAUCAGCGUGGACAGAGGCCUAAAGUGGGAGGAGGCGUAUGAGAAGUCUCUCAAACUGACAGGAGCCUUUGACGGGUUCUACCUCUCCAACAAGAUGCGAGGCAGCAAACACACCUGUCUGCUGGCAGAGCAGGGCCGUGGGAAGAACUUCACUCUCUACAAGCCAAACAUUGGGAAGCAAAGUCAGCCUGAGAGCCUGGAGAGUCUGCAGAAGAAGUACCAGCGGGUGCUGCCUGAGGAAGCCAAGGAGCACUGGGAGAGCAACUACCACUUCUCCCUGAAGAACUGUAACCACGCUGUGUGGAACAAGAGCUGCAAACUGAUCCAGGAGGGGAAGGAAUGCUUCCAGGGCAUGCGGCUGCGGCACUACUACAUGCUAUGCGGGGCCCUGCUGCGGGUGUGGAGCAGGAUCGCCAGCAUCAUGGCAGACAUCACCAGCAGCAGCUACCUGCAGAUCGUGCGCCUCAAGACCAAGGAGAAGAAGAAACAAGUCGGGAUAAAGAUCCCCGAGAGCUGCGUCCACAAGGUGCGCGCGGAGCUGAAGCAGAUGGACGAGGACGUCAAGAGGAAGCACAGUCGACUGCUGCAGGCCCAGGAGCAGAGCUCUCCCUUCUCCCUGCCCCUGCACCUCCUGCCCGGGCCCGGGCUGGCCCUGCCCCGGCACCCCCUGGGCCAGGACGAGAUCCUGGACUUGACCUACAGCCCUCCCAGCAGCAGCGUUCCCGACGCGGCGCUGAACCCGGAGCCCGGUGCGCUCUGCUUCUCCCCGGAGCCCUCCCUG